Molecule: messenger RNA, 723 nt
Organism: Mytilus trossulus (common blue mussel)
Lineage: Eukaryota; Metazoa; Mollusca; Bivalvia; Mytilida; Mytilidae
Exons: 5
Coding region: 1-657 (218 amino acids)
Source: RefSeq, a predicted model, not a curated record
AUGGCUAGUGACAUGCGUAGUCUACCAAGUUCUUUCCAUUUUGCCAGUUUGACAGGUCUUCUUGGAGUUUACGGCAGUCAGUGUUUGGACUUAAAACUGAGUUGCGUCCUUGUAGUAUUAGCUGUUUGUUCAAGUCUUACUUUAGCGCAAAGAAAGACCACAAUUACUGGGGAUUUGACCAAGGACAAAGAUUUAACAAGGGUGGAUCUAGGAAUUUCCCAUCAACGUGGAAAAUGGGGUUUUGACGGAUCAGGAUUCGGUACAUCAAGAGGACACAGAGGAGGAAGUUUGGGGAUAUCACACAAACGUAAAAACUUUGAAUUUGGAGGAUCAGUUUUCGGUGACAAUCGGGGAAAUCGAGGUGCAAAAGUGGGCUUCAAAUGGAAGUUUGGAAAGAGAUCUACAGCAUGGAACGGUGAACAUUUUGAAGUUCGAGUUAUCGUAAACCAUUGUGACUUCGAUGUUUAUGAUAUAAAUGAAGACAGUGUUAUCACAGUUGACGAGAUAAAUGAAUUAUUUCCCCAAAGAACUGAUGCACAUAGGUUGUUCAAGGCGCUUGAUUCUACAUCAGUUGAUGGUAAAGUGACAAUUGACGAAUUCAAGAUGAUGGCUCCACAAGUUAUAAAGAAAUGUGGAUAUAACAAGUAUACGUAUUAAUGAUGGUUCUUGUAAAAUAGAUAUACAUGAAGCGAUAGUGAUAGUCAUACAUGUAAAUAAAUUGUU